Messenger RNA from Rhagoletis zephyria (snowberry fruit fly), 2612 nucleotides. RefSeq names its product YTH domain containing 1 (gene Ythdc1). The record is from RefSeq and is a predicted model, not a curated record. Gene Ontology annotation, biological process: mRNA splicing, via spliceosome; regulation of alternative mRNA splicing, via spliceosome. Gene Ontology annotation, molecular function: mRNA binding; N6-methyladenosine-containing RNA reader activity. NCBI's taxonomy places the organism in Eukaryota, Metazoa, Arthropoda, Insecta, Diptera, Tephritidae. Gene Ontology annotation, cellular component: nucleoplasm.
UCGUGUUGCGUAUAGUCACAGAAACCCAGCCAUUAACUUCAGCAUAAGCGCUGGCAGAGCAAACCAAGGAAAACAAAUGAAAAUUAUGGCUGACUUGGACGCAGUGCACCUGGGCUUGGAUGAAAAUGAAGCAGAUAUUGCCGAGGAACUGCAAGAUUUCGAUGACUCCUUCGAUACGCGGAGUGAGGCGUCUGAAUCAGGUUCGGAGUCGUCGGACUCCCAGCCAAGUAUUAGUUCAGUUAGCUCGGUAGCGUCGUCUGUCGCUGACAAGCGCAAGACCAAGAUAAAGAAGAAAGUAAAUAAGGAAAGUGAAAAGAAAGUAGGUACGAAGCGUUCUUCGUCGCCAGGUGGCGGAGCAAUGAAUGGCAAGAAUAUUGCGAGUGGUGGGAAGAAAAAACGAAGUACCGCAGAUUCAUCGCAUAAAGAUGCCGAAUCAUCAGGUAAAGCUGCAGAAAGUAAAGCUAGUAGCAGCAAAGAGAAGAAGCUUCAGAAAAAGGCAAGCAGCAGUGCAAGCAAAAACUCUUCCGCUACAGCAGCCAACAGCAAUGGCCCGGCAAAUACAAGCAGUGGUUCAAUAUCAGCUCAUGCAAACACCAGCGGCAAUAAGAGCGAGGCUAGCGAUGCUGAAGACAAGACAACAUCGAAGACACCUUUCGAUAGUGAUUCAGAAUCGGAAGAUUCCGAUUCAGCAGCAAAUAUAAAACGUAAUGGACGAAAGGCGAUCUCUAAGAGCGCUUCACCAGAAAAGAAGACACAAGGUGGAACUAAUGCUAGUGGAAAAUCUUACGAUUAUAUGACUAAACUGAACUACUUAUUCCGUGGUACUCACUUCUUCCUAAUUAAAUCAAAUAAUGCAGAUAAUGUGGCUAUUGCAAAAUCCAAAAAUGUAUGGGCCACAUUACCCCAAAAUGAAGCAAAUCUUAAUCAGGCAUUCAAGGAGUCGCGCAAUGUUUUGCUAAUCUUCUCCGUCAACGAGAGUGGCAAAUUUGCCGGGUUUGCUCGCAUGAGUGCACAAUCGCGGCGGGACCUUUCGCAUCCUGCUUGGGUAUUACCACCUAGUAUUUCACCUAAGGCCUUGGGCGGUAUAAUUGAGCUCGAUUGGAUUUGCCGCAAGGAGCUUUCAUUCAACUGCACUUCACAUCUGUACAAUACUUGGAAUGAAAGCAAGCCGGUAAAAAUUGGGCGUGAUGGUCAGGAAAUUGAACCUAAAGUCGGUUCGGAACUGUGUCGUUUGUUCCCAGAAGAUGAAAAAAUCGAAAUGACGCCUAUAUUACGAAAAUCCAAAGAGACUGCUAAAAUGAUGCGUGAGAAGGGUAUACGUGUUUCCUAUCGUCCACCGCGAAGCUUAUCAUCACGUGGCAGCCGUGGUGGAGGUGGUGGCAGCAGAGCUUACUCGGGCUUUCAUCAAGGGGAUCGUCGUGCUGGUGGUGGUGGUGGUGGCGGUGGUCCAAUGCGACACCGCCGAACAUUUAGCUCAGGGCCCCAUCGUCCUUACAAACUACCACCUAUUGGAAUGCCACCUGGAGGUGGUUUUAAACGCUCUUCUUCGCCAUAUCGUAGCGGCGGAGGCCUUCACCCAGGCGGUGGUGGGGGCUCACGCGCAGGUGGCGGCGAUGCAGGCUUGCCAUCAUGGGAUCGUUACAUGAAUUCUGCCGAAGCAUAUAUGGUGGAUUACAUGCGUUCCAUGCAUGGACAGCUUCCACCGUUGCCAUUCGUUCCACCUUUUGCGCAACUUCCACUCUCUGCUUCCGGUUCAGGCGCUUUACCACCGCCCGGACCACCGUCGAUGUAUGAUCAGCUACCGCCACCAGUGCGUUACUACGAUGGACCACCACUGCCCGAUUACCCGCCGCCUCAACCGAUCAGGCCUCCACCGCCUGGUUUUGACAAAGCACCAUCUUAUGAGGAUUUCGCAGCUUGGAAGAAUGCAGGCCUACCAACGUUACCAGAGGGCAUGCCGCCAGGCUUUCCAAGCUUUGGAAGUAGCGCUGGAGCAUCAUCACCCAACGGUGGAAGCACUGGUAUUGGGGGCUCAAGCUCUACAGCAGGUGGUGGCAGUUUUUCAAGUUCCGCCAACAAUAUGGGCGCAGGCACAAAUAACAACGGUGCCAAUAGUUUUCGCAGCAGCAGUCAACGAACUAACAAUUCAAAUAUGAUGCGUCCACGUGAAAGAGCCGGCGUCCGGGAAUAUCGUGGACCCAGCGGCGGCAUAAGUGGCGGCUCAGGUUCCCGUAGCGCUGGUAAUGAUAGACAUUUCCGCGCAGGUGGUGGCAGUAGCGCCGGUGCUCGUAAUUAUCGCGAUGGCAGACGCUAAGACAGCGAUGUGAAAAUAAAUUAAAUAUUAAAAUACACAAAUAAAGGUGUAUAGUGCAGCAUAUGCAGUCCAGACGACUGCGUUGCAAGCCUCCUCCCACUGUGUAUGAGAAGCAAAUCAAACAAAGCUCGUAAGAUUGAAGGUUUAAAGCCGAGUGAAAAAGAAAAAAAGAGUGCGUAAAAAUAACUGAAUAUUAUAUGAUAAACAAAUAUCCUAAAAAGUAACCGCUUAAAAAGCACGCUGUAACCUCUUCGUGUUCGAACUUUGCAAUUGAGAAAAAAAAAUGUGGUGUGAGAAA